AUGCGUCUUGAGCCUAAAUUGAGAAUGCUACAGAGUCGAAGCCGCUCCAAUCAUUCACUACCAAAAUUGCUAGAGCCAUCUACAGUAACAGCAGAUCAAGAAAGUAAAAAAAUAGACUCAUCUGGUAAUAAUUUCGUCCGAAGACGUUAUACCUUUACCGCUAAAGAUACGCCUGCUACUGAUCCACAGCGUGAAAUUAUUCGUCAACGUUUUGCAACAAGAAGACUCAGUAAUAAGAACGAUCAACUUCAGUGCCCAUCGAUUCCACAAGCAAAUCGAAGGAAAAGUAGUGUUGGAAAUUCUGUCUUGGUUAAACAAAAUUAUAACGAAUCGCCCAAUCGACGCCCUAGUAUUAGAAGCCAUGCAAAUGAAAAAUCUACACAAUCUGCUUUGCCUGGUUUAAAUCAGUUGCAUUUAGUACAACAAGCCCAAUAUUAUAAUGAUAAUCAUAGUGUAUGUUCGUAUGAUGCUGAAGAUGAAUAUGAUAGCCAUAAUGAUAAUGAUUCAAUCAGUGAUUCAAGCUCAGUUUAUCAAUGUUUAACCAAGAAAAAUCUUAAAUUAAUUCCUAAAUCAAGUCAAGCUAUUACUACGACAACCACUAAUGAAGGCCAAAAGCAAAAGCUCGAAAUGGGUUACGAUUCCGGUAUUAACGAAAUCACAAAUCUUCCAUCAUCAUCAUCUAAAGGUAAAUUAAAACGUCGCAAAAAGAAAUCCAAUGAUAGUCACCAACAGUGUGACCAAAUGACUACACGUAUCAUGAAUUGGCUAAAUGAUUGUCAUGAAAAAGAACAAGAAGGCCAAUUACCUAUUCUAUUUCAGAGCCAAUUAACUAAUUAUCGCUGUUAG
Trichoplax adhaerens is the source of this 846-nucleotide messenger RNA. RefSeq lists its product as uncharacterized. Lineage: Eukaryota; Metazoa; Placozoa; Uniplacotomia; Trichoplacea; Trichoplacidae. The transcript has a single exon. Bases 1 to 846 code for a protein of 281 amino acids. The record is from RefSeq and is a predicted model, not a curated record.